Suillus subaureus is the source of this 542-nucleotide messenger RNA. RefSeq lists its product as uncharacterized. The coding region runs from base 119 to 397 and encodes 92 amino acids. The record is from RefSeq and is a predicted model, not a curated record. Lineage: Eukaryota; Fungi; Basidiomycota; Agaricomycetes; Boletales; Suillaceae. The transcript has a single exon.
AUCCAGGAUUACGGUCCCAUCGGCGUACUGAACCGCGAACUCGAAGUGCGCGUGGGUCAGCGUGACAAAGGUCCUAUUUCAUUUAAAGAACGUGGACCUAGCCUCAAUGCUGUGACCAAUGUGCUUGGUGGCUACUUGGAUCAGUACCACGUGUCUCCAAGAUUCCUACGAGGAUGGAAAGUAUUCUGAUCCAGUAGUCGAGAUGAAGCUGUGCAAUCCUAUGCUCGCUGAGUUCAGCCCCACGGAUGCACUGGUUUCUUUUCGCACCCAAUUCAAAGCCUACAUCAAGGGCGAGGACCCAUUCAAUCGGAAGAUGAGAACGAACGAAAGUGCUCUCGGCUGGUGGAAAGCAUUGCAAAAGGACGAGUUAGCUAAUGUUCUUGCGGUAAGUCUGUGAGGCUCCCGCAUCCAAGACAAGUGACUAAGUAUCUUGACAGGCUCUCGCAAUCAAGGCUUUUUCAGUGUCUCCGACAUCCAUGCCAGAUGAACGCACCAUGUCGACGAUUACUUGGCUCAACUCUCCUCAACGAAGUAGGCAGGAA